AUGGAGAGGUCUACGAAACGCAAACUUGAAACAGCAAUAGCUAAAUGGGUGGCUACCACUUGUCGACCGAUUAGUAUUGUGCAGGACGUUGGACUUCGUGAAAUCAUACGGAUCACGUCCAAUGACUGGACAUAUGAACUACCUUGUAGGACCACCAUUACCACGAAAAUCCACAAUCUGUUUGACAACGAGAAGGCUAAAGUGUCGGAGGCUUCGGGGAAGACGAGCACAGUUGCGCUCACUGGAGACUAUUGGACUUCACUCAGUAAUCAUAGUUACCUCGGGGUUACAGCUCAUUAUUUUGAACAGCAGUGGGAACUUCAGUCACACGCGUUGACUGUUAUGAAGACAGAGGAGAGGCACUUCGCCGACACAUGCGCGGAGCACUUCAUGCAUGUAGCUGGAGAAUGGGACAUUGAAGGUAAAGUCAGCACACUGACCACCGACAGUGCACGCAACAUGAUCGCAGCGUCCAAGCAACUCCCGUUUGAACACAUGACUUGUGCAGCACAUCUCCUCCAACGGGCCAUCACUGUGUCCCUGCAGCACAGCCCAUUUGAUAGUGCACUGGCGAAAUGCAGGAAGGUGGUGGGCCAUUUCAAGCACAGUGCACCGAAUGCAGCAGAGCUUGAGAAAAUGCAAGAUGCAAGGAAGAAACCUAAAGAGGCUCUCACACAGGACGUUUCAACUCGAUGGAACAGUACCUUGGAGAUGAUCAGGUCUAUUCUGAGAAAUCAAGAACCACUGAGAGAUGCCCUUGCCCUCCAUCCAACCAAGGUGACAAUGCCAACAGCAGCUGAGCUGGAUAAACUGCAGAAGUUGGAGACAGUCCUGGAACCCUGCAGGUGAAUUAUUGAUACUCUAAUUGACAUUAUGUUUGUUUCUGUGUGUGUGUGUGUGUGUGUGUGUGUGUGUGUGUGUGUGUGUGUGUGUGUGUGAGAGAGAGAGAGAGAGAGAGAGAGAGAGAGAGAGAGAGGUAGGGAGGGUGGGGGGUCCUCAGCCCUUGUAUGGGUGAGUUUGCAACUUUAUCAUUCCCUUAUUAUUGCAGGUACGUAACAGAGCUUCUCGGAGGAGAGAACUUUGUAUCCUGUUCAGCUGUGCUGCCAGCCUUGAGCCAUCUGUCACGAGUCAUGGAGGUCUCUGAGGAUGACCCAGCAUACAUGGCUAAGUUCAAAGAGACCUUCACAGCAGACCUGGAGCAAGGCAAGGAAAAAACAAACUUGCCAUGGCUGAAGGUUGCGACAGCCCUGGACCCUAGGUUUAAGGACCUCAAGUGUCUGAGCAAACCUGAGAGGGCUGAGGUGUGGCGUUCCAUUACUGACUUGCUCAAGGAGGAGAGGCCUGCACAACCAGAACAACCAACGGUGUCUGUGCCACUAAAGAAAAGAUUAGCGCUCAUGUUUGAGUCUUCAUCUGACGAGGAGGAGGACUACCUUGAGAGAUGUCUGGAGCGCUACAGGGCAGAGCCCACCAUUGACAUGGAGGACUGUCCACAGCAGUGGUGGGCUGACCAUGAAGGAGCACACAGCAUGAUGGCCGGCCUUGCGCGCAAAUACUUGGCAACACCUGCCACCUCGGUGCCAUGCGAAAGGUUGUUUUCACUGUCUGGGCAUGUUGUCAAUAAGAAGAGAGCCUCACUGGCUUCUGAAAAUGUCAACAAGCUUGUCUGCUUGAGCAAUUGGCUCAGAGCAAAGAAAUAAGUGUUCUGUUCAAACAAGAGAAGAAAUGUAGGCUGAUGUUAAGUUUAUUUUGUCUGAUAAAAAGAGGAAGUGGAGGUUGAUACUUGAUAGAAGCUGCUGUUUCUUUCAUCUGUUGAAAAAGAGAAGAUGUUCUGUCUGUUAAAAAGAGAAGGUGGAGCUGAUAUAUUUUGGAGAUGGAGGCUGGGUUGUUCAGCCUCUGCUGAAUACAACAUAACAGCUGUUUAUAGGCUAUAGCCUGACUGCACUAUCAUUUGAGUCCUGUUUUGCUCCCCCUGUCUCAUGCACACUUUAUUCAUUGUGUUAGUAACUGAAGCUUUUUCGUGCAUCACUCUAGUUUGUUUUGAUUUUGGUGCAAAUGUGCAAUGCAUUCUUUGGUGUUAAAAGGCAGCUACAAACAAAGAAAUGGAUGAAUGGUUAAACUGUGAAGUUCAACACACUACUGUGUUCGUGUUAGUAAUCAUUACUAUGUAAUGUACAGUUAGUAAAUUGUUUGAUCUGUAAUUUUUAUUGUUGGGCUUUUUUGUUUUACAAUGAAGUUUGCACAGUAGUUUAUUAAAGACAGUGUUUUUCAUUGUGGCAACAAAUAAACAUGCGUUUUUUGGCAUGAAGCAAGAAUUUGUCUAUUCUCAUGUUGAUAAACGUAUUACAAUUUGAAAAAGGUCGAUUUAGAAUGGAUAAAAAAUAUGCGAUCAAUUUGCGAUUAUUAAUCGUGAUUAAUUUUGAUCAAAAUUCGAUUAAUCGCGAUUAAAUAUUUUAAUCGAUUGACAGCCCUAAUAUAUAUAUAUAUAUACAGUAUAUAUAUAUAUAUAUAUAUAUAUAUGUAUCCAUGUAUCCAUGUAUCCACACACACACACACACACACACACACACACACACACACACAAUAUAUGUAUAUAUAUAUAUAUAUAUAUGUAGUGGUAUGAGGCACCACGGCCUCAAGCUCGGCUCUGUUUGCCUCUUCCAAGCUCUUAGCCAAUCACGGUGCAGACAGAGGAUAUAAAAGUAGGCUGCGCUCCUCCCCCUGACCUCUCGCUUCCUGCCUCUUCGGCCCGCCCACUUCCGGGUCGUUGCCCAUGCUGCUCACCUCGGAGCACAGGUAGGCUCACCUUGGCGUGUGAUUUGUGCACAUUCGUCUGAGUUUUAUUUAACCUAAACCGUCGUUGGUUGAUAGAUCUGGCAUUUGGCGUCUGGGGACGAUACGGUCGGGUGCAUUCACCGCUGUCAUCCAAGCCUAGGUGAGUUAUGGCGAGCUACCUUUGUUUGUUGUUGUUAGCCAGGUGCUAAGCCCUUUUCCGCUUCUCCCCUCAUAGUUGGCUGUCUCAUAGUGCAGUGCGUGGCUGUCUCUGCCUGCUGUGCAGCCUUUCUUCACCCCUCUCCCUCUUGGACGGGACUAAAACUCACGGCGGAUGAACCGGACUUUGCAGACACUGAAAGCUAAGUACGAUUAUGGCUGGUUAGCCCCCGGCUACCUGGAUACUGCUGCUGCUGCUGCUGCUGCUGCUGUUGCUUCGCUGCCGCUUUGCUGCCGUUAUUAAACGCCUCCGCUGCUUCCGCUGUUUGCCGGCCUGCUUCGGGGUGCGGUCGGCUGCCUCACGCCGACUCCCCUUUGUUGACUUUGUCCCCCAGCAGCCGUGCGAGGUGCGGAGCGAGUGUGUUACCCGGGUGGACGCGACUGCGAGUCCCCGGUUCGGACUGUGUGUGAGCAUGUGUGUUUGACUUUUUAAAGGCACUCUGUGAAGUUCGCUCAUUCAUUUCGUUUUGUUCUUUUUGGGUAAUUUCUUGGUUUGGUUGUUUUAUUUAUUUGUUUUGUUUAAGUGAUUUGUUAAUUUUUUGGAAACGUACUUAUUAUACUUUAAUGGGUAAUGUUUUAGUUGGAGAUCCUUUUUGUUAGUGCUUUGAAUUAAUUAAUUUUUGGUUUUCUGAGUUUAUCUCUGGCCAGAGAGUCGUAAUUUGUUUCCUUUGUUUGAUUUCUGAUUCAUUUUGAACAUUAUUACCCAGUUAAAUUGAUUAGUUAUUGAUUUGGUUAUGUUUUGGUGUGUUUUCUUUAUGAGUCCCUUGCCCUAAUUGUGUUUCUUUUCCCCCUACAGAGCUGACGGCCAACGGUGGUGGUGGUGGUCCUCCAAGGUGGUGGUGAUCCCUGAGUGUGUGCGUUUUAUUUGA
Molecule: messenger RNA, 3860 nt
Organism: Xyrichtys novacula (pearly razorfish)
Lineage: Eukaryota; Metazoa; Chordata; Actinopteri; Labriformes; Labridae
Source: the annotation of a GenBank genome assembly